ACUAUGCCUCUAUUUCAAAAAUUAAAAAAUGUUUUUACAAGGAAUGAAUUCGAUUAUGAGUCCCCCGACCUCGAUUUGUAUAAAUUUCACCCACAGAUUCGAAUAUUCCUUGUAUUUAAUGGAAUAUUUUUUAACAAUGCCGAGUCGAACUUAAGGUUUUGCUGGCCUGUUCUAAGCACCAUGUUAACGUUUGUAGGUGCAUCUAUGGAAUUGAUGUUCAUUUACCAUGGUAUAGACACGGAGGAUUACUCGUUCGCUACGGAAUGUUUUUGUUACUUUCUAAUAUUAAGCACUGUUCCCUUAGUUUACACAAGUGCGUUAAGCGGUAGAAUCGAAAUAGUGAACCUUUUAAACUCUAUGAAUCAGGACUUUUUAUAUAUUUGUAAGCUGGAGUGCAAAUAUAGACGUUCAUUUCUUCGGGGGCAAUUAAUAAUAUGGCAAUUGUAUAUAGCCUGGUUUGUUUUCGUCAUGGCAUUAGUAACAGCGUAUAUAAUAUCGACCUUAGUGUUGCUUUUAUAUCAAAGUUUAUUUGCGUCACAAACCGAGAAUAUGGUGAGACCGAUGAUGUUUCCGUUGUGGCUACCGGCUGACGAUCCCUAUAGGACACCGAACUACGAAAUAUUUUUUCUUAUUGAAACAGCUCUUUGCUUAAUAGUGCCUCAAACAUUUUGCGUGUAUAUUUAUGUGUUCUUUCAUACUCUGUUGCACCAUUAUUAUCUAAUGGAUAUGAUAUUUUUUGAUUUUGAAGUACUUUUUAAUGAUCUAAAAGAAUCGGUGGUCCAUCUAUCACGAGAUCAUCCUGACCGUAUACAUGUGCAGCUUAUUCUUAAUAAGCGAAUAAGUCGAAUUGUUAAGUGGCAUAAUUUAGUUUUCAAGACAAUAGACGCAGUUUCUUCUGUUUACGGCCCUCCACUUGUAUAUCAAGUAAUGUUUAGCUCUAUUUGCAUAUGUUUAAUAGCCUAUCAAGUAGCUGAAUCAUUGGAUGACGGAAAAUUUCACGUGCUUUUUGCAAUGCUCUGUAUUGCCACUUGCAUACAGCUUUGGAUACCUUGCUAUCUUGGAACCUUAAUUAGAAACAAAGCACUCUCCGUUGGAGAUGCGGCUUGGAAUAGCGGAUGGUAUGAGACACCUCUGGGACGUCUUGUACGACAAAGCAUCAUCAUAAUUAUUAUGCGCUCACAGAAGCCUGUCAGCAUAAAGUUCACGGGCCUACCUAACGUAGAACUCGAAACAUUUUCUUCGGUCAUAAGUACAUCAUAUUCUUAUUUCAAUAUUUUACGCCAGUAUAAGUAG
This is a messenger RNA of Melitaea cinxia (Glanville fritillary), 1293 nucleotides long. Its product is annotated as odorant receptor 49b-like. Lineage: Eukaryota; Metazoa; Arthropoda; Insecta; Lepidoptera; Nymphalidae. Gene Ontology annotation, cellular component: plasma membrane. Gene Ontology annotation, biological process: sensory perception of smell; detection of chemical stimulus involved in sensory perception of smell. The record is from RefSeq and is a predicted model, not a curated record. Gene Ontology annotation, molecular function: olfactory receptor activity; odorant binding. The transcript has 8 exons. Bases 4 to 1293 code for a protein of 429 amino acids.